This is a messenger RNA of Nycticebus coucang (slow loris), 3852 nucleotides long. It is a transcript of the gene CIZ1, whose product is annotated as CDKN1A interacting zinc finger protein 1. The transcript is spliced from 17 exons. Bases 138 to 2735 code for a protein of 865 amino acids. Gene Ontology annotation, molecular function: nucleic acid binding; zinc ion binding. Gene Ontology annotation, cellular component: nucleus. NCBI's taxonomy places the organism in Eukaryota, Metazoa, Chordata, Mammalia, Primates, Lorisidae. The record is from RefSeq and is a predicted model, not a curated record.
CGAGUGACUCGCCCCAGCGGUGCAGCGGGGAGCCCUUGAGCCUGGGCUUGUGGCGGGGACAACGCGGGUGCUGAAGGGGUGCGGAGAGGCGGCUGCGCGGUGUCAGCCGCAGAGGCCGCUCGGGGAAGCGAGCCACCAUGUUCAACCAGCAGCAGCAGCAGCAGCUCCAGCAGUUGCAGCAGCAGCAGCUCCAGCAGCAGCAAUUACAGCAGCAGCAGUUGCUGCAGCUCCAGCAGCUUCUCCAGCAGUCCUCACCUCAGGCUGCGUUGCCCGUGGUCGUCAGCCGGGGGCUCCCUCAGCAGCAGCCACAGCAGCAGCUUCUGAGUCUCCAAGGCAGCAACUCGGCCUCCCUCCUCAACAGCUCUGUGCUACAGAGAGCUUUGCUUUUGCAGCAGUUGCAAGGACUGGACCAGUUUGCAAUGCCACCAGCCACGUAUGACAGUGCCGGUCUCACCAUGCCCACAGCAACAUUGGGUAACUUCCGAGGCUACAACAUGGCAACUCCGAGCCUGACCACCCCCAGCCUUACACCCCCUCAGCUGGCCACUCCAAAUUUGCAGCAGUUCUUUCCCCAAGCCACUCGCCAGUCCCUGCUGGGUCCCCCUCCUAUUGGGGUCCCCAUUAACCCUCCUCAGCUCAACCUCUCAGGGCGGACCCCCCAGAAACAGGCCCGGACCCCUUCUUCAACUGCCCCCAAUCGCAAGGAUUCCUCUUCUCAGACGAUGCCUGUGGAAGACAAACCAGACCCCCCAGAGGGGUCUGAGGAAGGCACAGAGUCCCGAGUGAGCACACCAGAAGACCAAGAUUCACUCCCCUGCCCUGAUGACAUCACUAAGGAGAAAUCCACUCCAGCACCUGAGCCUCGUGAGAUGUCUGAGCCGCCAGCCAAGAGGAUGAAGAGCUCAGAGGAGCCAUUAGAAAAGGGUCACCCAGGGCAGCCACAGGCAAAGGUCCAGCCACAGGCCCGGAUGACAGUACCGAAGCAGACACAGACACCGGAGCUGCUGCCUGAGCCCCUGGAAGCCCGAGUGCUGCCACGAUUCCAGCCACGGGUUUUGCAGAUCCAGGCCCAGGUGCAACCACAAACUCAGCCAUGGAUGCCACCUGUGGACACCCAGGUGCAGCCAAGGCUGCAGAAGCAGGCACAAACGCAGACCUCUCCAGAACACUUAGUGCUGCAGGAGCCGCAGGUGCCACUGCCACCGCUGCAGAAGGAGAUUGAACCCCAGAAGCAGACGCAGCCUCAGGUGCUGCCACAGGCACAUUCACAACCCCCAGAACAGGUGCAGCCACAGCUGCAGAAGCAGGCCCAGACGCAGACUUAUCCACAGGUACAUACACAAGCACAGGCAAGGGUCCAGCCACAGGAGCAGCCCCCAGAGCAUCCUUCAGCGCAAGUGCCAGUGCAGCCAUCAGAGCAGGCUCAUGGGCAGCCUGAGACCCAGCCGCAGGUGCCAGUGUUGGCUCCAGAGCAAGCACCAGCUCUGGUUCACAGCACAGCACCAGAGCCACCACCGGAUACAGUAGAAUCUGGAGGAGGCACAGAGGAGGCCUCGCCAGAGCCAGUGGGUGCUCAGGUCCACGUGGAAGAGAGCCAGGAGGAGGCAGCCAGAGGCCUGGAUGUGGGAGAAUGUGAAAAAAGAGCAAGAGAGAUGCUGGGGGUAUGGGGUGCCGGCGGCUCCCUGAAGGUUACCAUCCUGCAGAGCAGUGACAGUCGGGCCUUUAGCACCAUACCUCGCCCCGGCGACACCACCUCCACCAGCCCCACAGCUGCCAGCACACCCUCUAAGCAGACCCUCCAGUUCUUCUGCUACAUCUGCAAGGCCAACUGCAGUAGCCAUCAGGAGUUCCAGGACCACCUAUCAGAGGCUCAGCACCAGCGGCGGAUAGGGGAGCUCCAGCACAUGAGCCAGGCCUGCCUGUUGUCCCUGCUGCCUGUGCCCCGGGAUGUCCUGGAGAAAGAGGCGGAAGAGCCUCCAUCAAAGCGCUGGUGCAACACCUGCCAGGUCUACUAUGUGGGGGACCUGAUCCAACACCGCAGGACACAGGACCACAAGAUUGCCAAACAAUCCUUGCGACCCUUCUGCACCGUUUGCAACCGCUACUUCAAGACUCCUCGCAAGUUUGUGGAACACGUGAAGUCCCAGGGACACAAGGACAAAGCCAAGGAGCUGAAGACUCUGGAGAAGGAGAUAGCCAGCCAAGAUGACGACCAUUUCAUCACGGUGGAUGCUGUGGGUUGCUUUGAGGGUGAUAAAGAAGAGGAGGAUGGCGACGACGAUGAUGAUGAUGAAGAAGAGAUUGAGGCUGAGGAGGAAUUCUGCAAGCAGAUGAGAUCCAGAGAUACAGCCACAGAGGAGUGGAAGGGCUCAGAGACUUACAGCCCCAACACUGCAUACGGUGUGGACUUCCUGGUGCCCGUGAUGGGCUACGUCUGCCGUGUCUGCCACAAGUUCUACCACAGCAACUCAGGGGCACAGCUGUCCCACUGCAAGUCCUUGACCCACUUUGAGAACCUGCAGAAAUACAAGGCAGCCAAGAACCCCAGCCUUACAACCCGGCCUGUGAGCCGCCGGUGUGCCAUCAACGCCCGGAAUGCCUUGACUGCACUGUUCACCUCUGGCGGCCGCCCACCUGUCCCGCCCAGCACCCAGGACACAGCCAAAACUUCCAGCAAGGUGAUGGCCCGACCCUCCCAGCCCCCACCCCGGCGUUCAAGCCGCCUCAAAACCUGAACAAGGGGGCUCCCAGAGCAGUCUGCUAAUGAUCUUUAGGAUCUGCAUGGAAACUUUGAUAUGGUUCAUGUUUUUACUGAAAAUCCAAUAAAAGAAGGUAGUUUGGCUGUGCAGUCCGCACUAGCAGUGCUGUCUGGAUGGAUAAGGAAGGGGAAGGGGGACAUGUCAGUCACUCUCAGCCUUUCUGGGCAGUGUGGUGGCAGAACCAGAGGCUGAAGACAGGCUUCCUGGGACCAGGGAUUCUGGAUCACAAGAUAUUUGCCUCUUUGAACCUGAGUUUCCCUCUUAAUAUAUCAGGGCCAGGAGGCAUCUUCAAGUGGGAUCUUAUUUAAUGACCACAAUGACCUGAUCACAAUGACCUAGUUGGCAAUCUUGUUGUCCUUCAGUCACACACCAAAGCGGGGAGUGUCAGGAACUGACCCCACCAAAGCAAGUUUUCACGUAUCUCGUCAAGUGGGACAACCGAACCGAUUAGAACAAAUCACUGGUGGGGUCUGUCCCUGACCUUCCCCCACUGGUAUGCAACUUUAUUGACAUAUGAAGAAACUGAGAACUAGCCAGGUCAGGUGACAUGCUGCAGGCCAUGUAGCUGGUAAGUGGCCAGUUUGACCCUAGGCCGGAGCCUUGUCAAAGGCCUCUCUCUCCAGCUGCGCCCCAUGGAAGCUGAAGUACAGGAGCGUGGGUCCUCGCCACUCAGGCUCUCUGGCUCUGAUUUGUCGGCUCACCAGCUAGGGCCUGCCCCCCCAGGUCAGGAGACCCUAAGAUGAAUCACCGGUGAAUGGACCCAGGCUGAGUAGGCUCUUUAGUUCUGCUAUUUCUUCAGUGAGACAGACAACCAGAUCAGCCCUGCUAUUGGCCAGCUGGAGAGACAGGCCAAGAGUGGAAAAGUAAUGCCAAGGUUGCACAGCACAUCUUGGUGAAAGGCCCUAGAAACCCUGUCUUGAGAGAAUCCUACAAGGUCACACAGCAUGUCUGACCAUCUCAGCUGGGCUGCUGGCCUGCUGGGCUGGGAAGAGGUGCUGGCCAGAAAUGCACCACGUAGGGAAGAGGCCCUGACCUUACUUGCACCUUCUCGAUGCAAGAAAAGAGGCCCUGACCUUACUUGCACCUUUCUCGA